Messenger RNA from Cucurbitaria berberidis CBS 394.84, 3351 nucleotides. RefSeq lists its product as uncharacterized. The transcript is spliced from 4 exons. Gene Ontology annotation, biological process: establishment of cell polarity; regulation of protein secretion; regulation of exocytosis. Bases 51 to 3074 code for a protein of 1007 amino acids. Gene Ontology annotation, cellular component: cytoplasm; plasma membrane. Gene Ontology annotation, molecular function: myosin II binding; GTPase activator activity; syntaxin binding. NCBI's taxonomy places the organism in Eukaryota, Fungi, Ascomycota, Dothideomycetes, Pleosporales, Cucurbitariaceae. The record is from RefSeq and is a predicted model, not a curated record.
CUUCUCUCGUGCAUCUGCCAGACGCAGAGCUAUGAAAGCCACACAACAAAAUGGCACAUCUUCUGCGCGGAAAACAGGCGGGUGUUCCCAACGACCUCAGCACCGGCCUCGGAGCUGAUCUCUUUGUACUGGACCAUAUUCGCAACUAUGGAAUCAACUCAAAAGUUACCCAAGUCGCAUACGAUCCCGUGCAAUCCCUCAUCGCCAUCGGCACGAGCGAGAGCCAAUUUGGCAACGGUCAGAUUUACGUCUUUGGGCAGAAGAGAGUCGAAGUCGUCCUGCCGCUCCCGCAUCGUGCAUCAGUCAAGAUACUGCAGUUCUGCGCCGAGAAGCUGCUUUGUGUAGACUCCAGAAAUGACUUGAGUGUCUACUCGCUGGAAAGCAAAAAACUGGUCAACGCGCAUUCCCCGCCAGCCAAGAUCACGGCCCUUCAUAGCGACCCUACAAUCGACUAUGCGCUAUUGGGUACACAGCAUGGAGAAGUCUUCGCGUACGAUCUUGACAGGGAGACACUCACUCCGUUCAAGAUCCCGAACUUGUGGAGGGAGAAGUACCCCCGGUCGCGCUUGACGUCCGUCGUCACACUGUCUCUGCACCCUCGAGAUAUCGGCUCUUUGCUCAUUGGAUACAGUACCGGCGCUGUCAUAUUCUCAUUCAAGCAGAACAAGGCGCUAAGCUUCUUUAACUACCUGCUGCCCAAGGGCGCUCCGGGAGGCGACUCGGAUCCUGCCUCAAUUUUCAAGGAACGGGAACCGCCUUUGACACAGGCUGUUUGGCACCCAACAGGGACGUUCAUCUUAACUGGACAUGAGGACGGCAGUAUCGUCAUCUGGGACCCAAAGGACGGGAGGAUCAUCCAGGCUAGGACCCUGCAGGAUACAAAUGUACACCAACCAGGACCAGGAAACCUCAGCGCUGGCGCAGUGGAGGGGUCCUUUGCGAUCAAAUCGCCAAUCUUCAAAAUCGCAUGGUGCGCAAAUCAAGACCCAGAUGACACGGCCAUACUCAUUGCUGGCGGCCAACCCUCAAAUAUCUCAGUAAAGAGCCUCACACUGCUCGAGCUGGGUCGUACCCCUGUCUAUGCUACCGCAUCAUGGCAGAUACUUUCAAACCACUUUGAAAACCCCAAAAGGCAGCGAAUCCUGCCAUGUCCACCCGGCGCUGAAGUCGUCGACCUAUGUCUGAUACCUCGGUCCUCCCCACACUACGCUGGAUGUCAUGAUCCAAUAGCUAUCAUCGCCAUGCUCGCCUCGGGAGAACUCAUCACCAUGUCGUUCCCCAGCGGCAUGCCUAUAUCCCCCACCAACCAGCUACACCUCUCAAUGACCCUCGUACAUCCGUAUAUAAAUUACGCGAAUCUUGCGCCAGUAGAGCGUACGAAAUGGCUCGGUAUGACUGAAAAGCGGGAGCAAGGUCCACAGUUUCUAACGGGCGGCGCCGGAGCCAUUUCUCCACUAAAGCGAUUCGAGCAUCGCAACGUUGUACAGACCUCCCACGCAGAUGGCACAGUAAGACUUUGGGAUGCAGGGCAUGCCGAUGAGAUUGAGAAUGAGGCGCUGCUCCAAAUUGAUGUGGCACGGGCGGUAGGUCGGCAGGAGAAUGUGGAAGUGACACGUACCUCUUUUGCGGGUUCUGCUUCAGAGCUUUCGGUCGGGCUCAGGUCUGGUGAGGUAGCAGUGUUCAGGUGGAAUAUUAACAAGCACCCCGGGCAGGAGUUUCCUCUCGGCGAGAACCAGCCCCAAGCAUUAACUAACAUCACCGAAAGGACUGAAGCGACGCUUAAGGAAGGUUUAUUACCAUUUACACUUCUUGAUGAGGGCAACGGGGCAGUCACCGCGCUAAAGCAUUCAGAUGUCGGCUUCGUUGCAGCUGGUUUUGAAGGUGGAAGCUUCGCUAUCAUUGACUUGAGAGGGCCGGCGGUCAUUUAUAGAGGCUCGAUACAAGACUUCAUCAAGUCUGACAAGCGCGGUAGCUUCCGACGGAGCUCAAACCAACCUACAUCUAAGCCGGAGUGGCCGACAUGCAUCGAGUUCAGUGUCAUGACGUUAGAGGACGAUGACUACUCCAGUAUCCUAUGCCAUGUUGGAACAAGCCUGGGACGUCUGGCGACGUUCAAGAUACUACCAGAGUCCGACGGUCGAUACUCAGCAAAAUUCGCUGGGGUCUGCUCGCUAGACGACAAAGUCGUCAGGAUCUGCCCUAUGUACGCUGAAUCAGGUCGCCCCGCAUAUGCUUCUCAGUCUGCAGUCGCCGGUCUGCGCAAUGGUUCCAAGAUCAAGGGCGUUCUGCUCGCAGUCACAGCUUCUGGAGCACGAUUGUUCCACCCGCCUACAAACAAAGGUGCGCACAAGGCGUGGGACCAAUUCCUAUGUGACUCAGCGGCUGUUGUGCGGUACCAGGAUCUCGGUUACGCUUUGCUAGGGCUGUAUGGCGAUGGGUAUGCGAGAGCGUACUCGAUACCUGCCAUGAAAGAGAUUGGAUCAGUCAAGGUUAGUGAUAUGCUGGAUGUACGGCGAUUCUCUGAGGCUGUUAUCACGAGCACGGGAGAUAUUUUGGGGUGGAAAGGACCUGCUGAGAUGGUGUUGAUCAACGUUUUCGGGACAGGUCUACAAUUUGACCGCACGAAAGACAUGUUGUUGAACCCGCAGCUUCUCAUACCCCCUCGGCCAACUAUUAGCAAUUUGCAAUGGAUAUCUGGUACACAACACGUCUCACCCGCCGAUAUGGACUUGUUGAUCGGCGGCCCCGACCGCCCACCCUCAAAACGCAUGCUCGCGCAAAUGCGCUCCGAGGCGGAACAACAACGCCGGGCUACGGCACACACAAACCAGUCUGCUUCCUCUUCCUCUGCAUACCCUUCCUAUCCUACGGCACCGCCGCCAACUAAUGAAGGAUGGGGCGCAUGGGCGUCACGACAGUUCAACGAAAGAACAGAGAAGCUAGGACAGGUGGGAGAUAGUAUGGAUAACUUGCAGCAAAACAGUGCGGGGUGGGCGGACGACGUGAAUAAGUUUGUUUCAAAGCAAAAGAGGGGUUUGGUUAUGGGAGCUGUCAAGGGUAAAUUUGGGUUCUAAGUGACUUUAAUGGGGACAAACCAAAAGAAAUAUCAAAAGUGUACGUCUAUGCCUAGAAGGUAUGGUCGAUACUGUCAGGUUUUUGUGUCUCAUGGAGUCUAGGCGUUUGGUGAGCUUCGUAGGCUCUAGAGUAGCUUUGGUAGAGCAUUUUGUUGCGAUUAUCGAGGCACAUGUUACCACAGAUGGAAUUCAUCCAAUGAAUGCUUACCUAGUGCCAGCAGUUCUUGCACUCAAAGCGCCUCCCCAGAAAACCUUCGAAUGAUCUCCACCGUCUUCU